Molecule: messenger RNA, 2622 nt
Organism: Mercenaria mercenaria
Lineage: Eukaryota; Metazoa; Mollusca; Bivalvia; Venerida; Veneridae
Exons: 1
Coding region: 1-2622 (873 amino acids)
Molecular function (GO): nucleic acid binding
Source: RefSeq, a predicted model, not a curated record
AUGUUGAUUGGUGCAGAUUUUUACUGGGACGUAAUAGAGGAUCACAUUAUCCGCGGAAAUGGACCGACUGCCGUAAAAUCGAAAAUCGGUUAUAUGUUAUCCGGACCGAUAAUCGAAGCUGACACGCGUGAGCACAUAGACCACAUCUUUAAUGUUAUAACAUCACAUCGUGCGGAAGAAAGUGAUUUGGAACGAUUUUGGAGCCUGGAGAGUAUGGGUAUUACAACUGACCCAGUGGACCAGAAGCUCACUGCUUAUCUAGAACAGUACCAGCAAACAUCGAUAGAAUUCACUGAUGGUAGAUAUUCUGCAAAACUUCCAUGGAAAGAAGAUCACCCUCCAUUGCCGACAAAUUAUGAGAUUGCCAGGAAGAGGACAGAAAAUACUAUCAGAAGACUAAGUAGUCAACCACAUAUUCUGAAGAAAUAUGGAGACAUCAUUACGGAUCAAGAACAAAGAGGAUUCAUUGAGAAGAUAGAUAAUUCAGCUGAUACCCCGUCGCAAGUACAUUACAUUCCCCACCACCCGGUCAAGAAGGACUCCUCCACAACACCCAUCCGGAUCGUAUAUGAUUGCAGCUGUCGCCAGUCCCGUAACCAUCUAAGCCUGAAUGACUGUUUAGAAUCCACGCCACCUAUUAUGAACGAAUUGACAUCCAUCUUAGUGAGAUUUCGCAUGCACAAAUAUGCUGUUUGUACAGAUAUAGAAAAGGCAUUUCUACAUGUAGGCCUUCAUCCGAAUGAUCGUGACGUGACACGAUUCCUAUGGCUUAAUGACCCCGCCAACCCCGACAGUCCACUGUGUACAUACCGGUUUAAAGCAGUAUUAUUUGGCGCAACGUGCUCCCCAUUUAUACUAAAUGCUACGCUCUUAAAACAUCUAAAGUUACACGAAUCUGUCAAAGCCGCUGAAACCAUGCAGAGAGACUUAUACGUUGACAACGUCCUUUCAAGUUUCCAACUACAAGUUGAAUUACUUACCUACUUCCGAGAAGCACGGAGCCUUAUGUCGAAAGCCGGAAUGAAUCUUCGUUCGUGGACAUCAAAUAGUGCCGCCCUUAGGUCUCAAGCUGCAGCGGAAGGAGUAUUGGACAAUGAUGAGGUUACUAAAGUACUUGGUAUGCGCUGGGAACCAGUUGCCGACCAGAUGUCAUUUGCCAGACGAGAAAUCCCAUUGUUAGAGACUGUUACUAAGAGAACCAUUCUGCGAUAUUCAUCACGCAUUUAUGACCCCCUUGGGCUACUUAGUCCAGUGACGGUACGCGCAAAACUGCUGCUUCAAGAAUUGUGGAAGUUAAAUUACGACUGGGACAUACCAUUGCCUUCACAUAUUCGGCAAACCUGGACAGUCCUUGCAAACGAUUUAAAUACAGUUACAGAUGUCAAGUUUUCAAGGAAGCUCUUAAUCGAUCCUUCUGACACUGAAAAAGGAAGUACGACAGAAUGUGACACAUAUUUGCACAUUUUUGUUGACGCCAGCACAAAAUCCUAUGGGGCCACAGCAUACAUCUGCAACAAAUCUGAUUCAAAACUGGUGAUGGCAAAAAAUCGAGUAGCGCCACUAAAAUCUCUUACAUUACCGCAACUUGAGCUUAUGGCAGCAUUAGUUGGCGCACGUCUAGCUACACACCUGCAUUCGUGCUUGAACGUAUCGGACGUAACAUUUUGGUCAGAUAGUCAAAUUGUGCUUUACUGGUUAAACACAAACAAGCCACUUAAAAGAUUCGUCCAAAAUCGCGUCAUUGAAAUACAAAGCCUUACCCAACAAUAUGAAUGGAAUUACUGUCCCACAUGUGAUAAUCCUGCCGAUCUUCUUACACGCGGGAUUUCUACAGAUCAGUUUAUCAGCAAUAAUCUCUGGGAGACAGGACCGACGUGGAUUCUCGAUGGCAGAUUACCGCCAACAAAUAUAGCCAAUCUACAGUGUACAAUUCAGCAAGGAAUUCACGAUGUUAUGGACAUAGAAAGAUACAGCAGUUACCGUAAACUACUCCGUGUUACAGCUUAUGUUCUGAGAUUUAUUUCAAACUGCAAGAAACUACUAAGUGACAGACAGGUCAGUACUUUGUCGGUGAGAGAACUUUAUGAUGCCGAAAAAAAAUGGUUGUUAUCAUGCCAAGCUGUAACAUAUUCUACGGAAAUAUCGGAGAUACAGUCCAAAAUGACGUGUAGGUCACCCAUAAUCAGGCAGUUAAGGCUUUUCUUAGACGACUAUUGGCUUAUUCGCUGCAAUGGAAGAAUACAUAAUGCCUCACUGGCCGACGUCACAAAGUUCCCGUACCUUUUACCAAAGAAGCAUCCACUGACCCGCUUGAUUGUAACUGAUGCUCAUGAAAAUCAAUUGCAUUCAGGAAUUAAUUCCACCGUUACGCAACUUCGACAGAAAUACUGGAUACCCGCCAUAAGACAAUGCGCUAAGUCAGUUUUGCGUAAAUGCGUAAUUUGCCGCCGAGUUACUGGGAGACCUUACACAGCACCAGAUACCCCACCACUACCCAAGAUAAGAGUGAAAGAGUCGCCGCCAUUCAGUGUCACAGGGUUGAUUUCACAGGCGCUCUUUACGUCAAAGACAAUACCGGAAGUGAAAUCAAAGUCUACAUAUGCCUUUUCACAUGUGCUGUAA